Venustampulla echinocandica is the source of this 2109-nucleotide messenger RNA. Its product is annotated as Zn2 DNA-binding protein. The record is from RefSeq and is a predicted model, not a curated record. Gene Ontology annotation, molecular function: DNA binding; zinc ion binding; DNA-binding transcription factor activity, RNA polymerase II-specific. The transcript has 3 exons. NCBI's taxonomy places the organism in Eukaryota, Fungi, Ascomycota, Leotiomycetes, Helotiales, Pleuroascaceae. Gene Ontology annotation, biological process: DNA-templated transcription; regulation of DNA-templated transcription. Bases 1 to 2109 code for a protein of 702 amino acids.
AUGUCGUCGUCGGUAAAGCGGGCUUGCGAUGCCUGCCAUCGACGCAAAGUCAAAUGCGAUGGGAUCAAUCCGUGUCGGAAUUGCUCGUCCGCACAACUCUCCUGUACCUACCACGCCAUCCCCCAGAAGAAGGGCCCCAAGGGAUCGCGAGCCAAGGUGAUCAGCGAACUGCGCGAGACCCAGCGACAGUCCACGCUCUCCUCCAAAGUCGCGAAUCGUUUGAACGGGGUGGCCAGUCCGCCAUGCAGCCCGUCGCUCGCCCCGACCCCGGGCCUUCUGACCAACGACAUGAUCAAGGAAUGCAUCGAGUUCUUCUUCGCCAACAUGUAUCCAACCCUACCCGUCCUGCACCGAGGCCGCCUUGAGCAGCAAGCCAUGUACGCCGACCAGAAUGUCGAUACCUAUUGCCUUUUGACGUCGCUGUGCGCCUUCAUGAUGAUCCAGCCGGGCAUGGGCAUCCCCGGCGACCCCCUCGGGCUCGAUAGUCUGCCGGGCUCCAAUCUCGUGUCGGGGAACCUGUUGAUGGAGGAGACCAUAAGGGUGAGGAAGAGUUACGACCACCUGGAAACGCCUACCCUGAAUAGUUUGGUGACUAGUUUCUUCUUGUUUGGCUGUUAUUUUGGCCUGGAUCUACACAACAAGGCGUGGUUCCACCUGCGAGAGGCUACCACACUGGCACAUAUUUUGGGUCUCCAUAAGGAAAGCACCUAUUUACAGUUCGAUGCGGUCGAGUCAUCGAGAAGACGUCGACUUUACUGGCUGCUCUUCGUCACUGAGAGAGCGUAUGCCCUGCAACGGCAUCGACCGCUAUCCUUGCAAGCAACUAUCACCCUACCAACACAGAACGACGAUCCUUCCGACACACAAGCUCACCAUUUGCAUGGGUUUCUCCACCUGGUCAAUCUGUUCCGACCAUUUGAUGAAAGCUUCGUUGCUUUGUGGAACAAGACACGGAAUGAUUGCUCGCCGGCCUACUUGGCCGUCCUACAGAAGCAGCUCAAUGAUGCAUUACCAACACAUCUCAACUCCACCGAAAAUCAAACUACUGACCUGAGAACCAGCCAACAGUGGCUACGGACAAUGGUCUGGCAAUUGAGCAUCCAGAAUGGUUAUCUGAGCUCCAAGAAUGAUGAUCCAUGCAUGACCUUCCAAUAUCCGGUUGAGAUAUCACGGGACUUGGUGGCCAUGACCUCGCAGUUCUCACACCAAAGCAUGGAGGUACAUGGCAUUGGUCUGGUCGAGAAGCUUUUUGAUGUUGCUUGCUCUUUGACCGACGUCCUGUCGCUUCUCCCACCCAAUCCCGAUCCUUUCCAACUUGGUCCUCGGGACUAUCUCAACGACUUCCUGACCAUCUUGUCUGUCCUCCGCAACGGCGAUAACCGCUUCCUCCCACUCCUUCUCUCCAAGGUCCAUGAUGUUCUUCCCCGCCUGGUAAACCCAAUGCUUCAAACAGUUCCCGAUACUCCAGCGAAUAUGUGUGCUGACGUCGACAUCUUCGACGGCUUCGGAAAUGCGGGCAUGGGAGUAGCUAGCAACUUCCCCGGCUACAACGGUGACGGAACGAGUGGCCCAUUCAAGGUCGAGCCUGACACGGAUUUCAACCGACCAAAUGCGUCUUUGGCUCCGUACGACAAGCGGAUGGAGCAACUGGCUUCACCCAUCCAUGGCCCAGGUAGUAGCGGUAGCGAAAAUACCCCAUUCACCAGUCCACCUAUAAUACAGAGCCCAAUUAGCCCAAUGGAAUUCCCUGGGAUGGGCGAGUAUGGUGGUUUCCAAAACUUGAGCUCGCCCGGGGUAGCCCAUAACCUAACUACUGCUCCUCAUAUUGGCAACUUUGGUGAAGGGGUACGAAGUAACAACCGACAGGUUGAGUUCAAGCAGGAGUUCGAGCCCAAUCUAAACGUUCCAAGCCAGGGAAUAGGUGCAAAUGGUGGGGGUUUGGGUAUAAUGCGAAGACCGCCACCUAAGCAGAACUGCAGUUCAAACUUCGGCAUGCAAAUCCCAAGGAGCAUACCGACAGCAGAACAGUUCCAUAAUUUGCAUCGUGCAAAUAGUAACGCGGAAGCUUCGAGUCUGGGAAUGGGUGGAGGAGAGAUGCCCUUCCGAUAG